AUGAACAACCACCAAGCUGUGAAGCAACAAAUGAACCCUAAGGGCUCGAAAGAACAAAACAGAAUGGUGGCUCCAAACAGCAACAUGCCGGGGGGGAUGCGCGAUUUAGCUUAUCACAGGAACAAUGGAAACAACGAAAUGGGGAAAAUGAACAUGAACGCAAAUGGGCAGCAACAUAACGCAGGAAGUAGCAAUACGUACAACUCGAACAGUAUAAAUAAUAACAACUAUUCUUUAGGCCUAUACAUUGACAACCCACAAAAUGCAUUCGUAUUUGACGAAAACGAUUUGAAAACAUUAUUUUCUCAUUACAAGGGGGCGAAGAAUAUAAGAAUUCUAAAUGAUAAGGCAGCUGCGCAAAUUACCUUUAACGACAAGAAUAUGAUUCAGCAGGUGAGGAAAGACAUAAACGGGCUGACCAUUACAGACAUUGGCACGAUUAGGUGUAUUAUACUGAAUGAGGGUAAAAUUGUGGAACAGUUUCUCCCCUUUUCGGCCAACGACCCCGCGUCGGCACAGCAGAAGGGGGGUUCUAAUCAGAGUGGCGACAGCACAGUCGAUAUGCUGAAGAAGCUGGCGAACUUGCUGCAGCCGGAGCGUGCCAUGGAUAGUAGCAUGGCCCCGAAGAUGGGCGACAACGGGGGAUUAAGCGCGACGGGGAGUGUGAACAUGGGUGCAAGUAUCGCUACAAAUGUGGGCAUGGGUGGAAAUAUGCCCACAAAUGCGAACAUGGGUGGAGUUAUCACUACAAAUGCGAAUGUAAGUGCGAAUGUGAGUGCGAAUGUGAGUGCGAACCCCAUGCCGGGGAAGAACCAAGUGAAGAAUAAAAUGGGUAAUCACGCCAUUUACAACAACGGAGGUAGCCACUUCAACCAAGCGCACAUGAACAAAGGGGAGCCAGGCGAGAACAACCCCUACGCUACGAAGCGGUUAAGCCGAAUUGAACUAAUUGACAUAUUUGGCUUUCCCGUAGAAUUUGAUGUGAUGAAAAAAAUUCUAGGAAAAAAUAACUCUAACAUAUCUUACAUAAAGGAACAAACUAAUAACUCUGUGUCCAUUGAGAUAAAGGGGAAGCCAUUUAAUGAAGCUCCGAUUGUGGAGCGAAUGCAUGUGUCUGUUUCGUCGGACGAUCUGAUAGGCUAUAAAAAAGCUACGGAGUUAAUUGUAAAAUUAUUGAAUUCUAUUUUUGAAGAAUUUUACGAUUUCUGUUAUGAGAAGAAUUAUCCUGUUCCGGAAAAUUUGUCUUUUAAGAGACACGAAUAUAUGUAUAACCCCGAUGGGAGUACCAAGUAUGUGGGAUUUAAGGACAAGUGGCAUGUUAUGAAGGACAGCUAUAGGACCGAUUACUCCUUUAGGAAAAACAAAGGCUUGCAAAAGAACGACAAGGAUAAGAGGAUGCACGGCGGCGCCUUUGGCGGGCACCCCAACUUGAGCAUCGGCUACGCCAACCAGAAUGCCCCCCAGGGGGACUUCAAGGAAAUGUAA
This is a messenger RNA of Plasmodium vivax (malaria parasite P. vivax), 1485 nucleotides long. RefSeq lists its product as hypothetical. Gene Ontology annotation, molecular function: RNA binding. NCBI's taxonomy places the organism in Eukaryota, Apicomplexa, Aconoidasida, Haemosporida, Plasmodiidae. The coding region runs from base 1 to 1485 and encodes 494 amino acids. The transcript has a single exon. The record is from RefSeq and is a predicted model, not a curated record.